This is a messenger RNA of Daphnia carinata, 1238 nucleotides long. Its product is annotated as ras-like GTP-binding protein RhoL. The record is from RefSeq and is a predicted model, not a curated record. Gene Ontology annotation, biological process: small GTPase-mediated signal transduction. Bases 540 to 1094 code for a protein of 184 amino acids. The transcript has 5 exons. Gene Ontology annotation, molecular function: GTPase activity; GTP binding. NCBI's taxonomy places the organism in Eukaryota, Metazoa, Arthropoda, Branchiopoda, Diplostraca, Daphniidae.
UUUAACAUUUCGUUUUUUGCAUUGCUAGUCCAUCGACUUUUGAAACUAAAUUCAUUUUCACGAGAAAGCCUGGUGUGAUAUUACAUCCGGGAAUACGCAUUCUAUACCAAUGACAAUAUGUUAUAUGACGAGCUCCACCCGCUUUACCCAACUUCGCCCUUGAGUGAACCGUUUGCUUCAUCCCGCUUCGUCAUACACAAUGAUACAUGGUAGGUUUGCUUAUCAAAUAGUGCUUAUCUCAACAUUCCGCCUCCCGCCUCACUGAUGCGCCCAUCCCUUCACAGUUCGCGCUGUGAGACGUAACGACAUUUAAAGUGUUUCGCUCUGACGUCUAAAGACUAGACGUUAGAAUUUUUCGACUUUUCUUUUUAACUACGUCACCAGUACGCCAAUCCGGAAAGGCGUAAAGUACCAUUGCGGUUUUUUGUCACACCAAACAACCUUUUCCGUCUGGAAUUUUUUGCGCUUUGCUUAAUGUGAGUGUUAAACUGGCAAACCCCUGAUCCGGUUUCAACGACAGAACUUCAUUUUUGACGACGAUGAACCGGGAUCGGCCAUUAAAGAUAACAGUUGUCGGCGACGGUACUGUGGGAAAAACUUGCAUUCUCAUUGUAUACUCCAAAGACAUAUUUCCUUCGGAGUACGUUCCAACUAUAUUCGACAAUUUUUCGGACACCAUUGAAAUAGACGGAAACUCGUACAAUGUUUCGCUUUGGGAUACUGCUGGCCAGGAAGACUACGAAAGACUGCGCAUUCUCUCCUAUCCUAAUACUGACGUGUUCCUAUUGUGCUACGCUGUCAACAAUCGAACGUCAUUUAACCACGUCUCCUCCAAAUGGAUCCCAGAACUGAAGCAUCACUGUCCUCAUGCACCCAUCGUCGUUAUUGGAACAAAAGUGGAUGUCCGUAAAGAGGGAUCUACCAACGAAGAUUGUGUUUCGUAUGCCGAAGGUCUCAAGAUGAGCAAGAAAAUUGGUGUUUUCCUCGAAUGCUCCGCCAAAACUGGGGAGAAUGUGAAACUGGUCUUCCAACAGGCCGUUCGGGCAGCUCUGAACAAACCAAAGUCUAAAAUGAGAAGUUGCAGCCUGCUCUAAUCGGAUGAUGUGCAGGCGAGAUAGCAGAUAAAUUCACGCAGAGUUAACCCGUCAAAUAAUAGAUAAAUUUUUUAAUUUCAAAUUUGUCAAUUUUUUGUGGCACCCUUAAUUGAUUUUGCAUUACAGUUGUUGAGAAAAAUCAAG